Messenger RNA from Symsagittifera roscoffensis, 834 nucleotides. RefSeq names its product neuromedin-B receptor-like. The record is from RefSeq and is a predicted model, not a curated record. The coding region runs from base 196 to 834 and encodes 212 amino acids. Lineage: Eukaryota; Metazoa; Xenacoelomorpha; Acoela; Convolutidae. Gene Ontology annotation, cellular component: membrane. The transcript is spliced from 5 exons.
GAUGCAAAAGUCCAUUGCUGAAAGGGCAAGAUUGUGGAAGCUAUUCGACAGUACUACUUCAAAAACUUAUAUGUGGAAUGCGCAUGCAAUUUCUUUCGCGUUCUCUUUGCUCAGUAUGCUACAGCGCCUUGUGUGUUAGUUUUGGCCGUGGACAGAUACAUAGCAGUCUGCUGGCCGACAUAUGCCAAGCAGAUUAUGAGUAGGAAAGUGCGAAUGGUUCUAUGUUGGGCGAUUACUGCUUUGCUGGUUGCUGUUUUUGCAGCAGCUUCAACGCGAGUGUGGAUUAAUUUCGGCACCAACUACGUUAGCUGUACCUCAAUGAUGUACAAAAGUGCUCACGUGAAAAACCUACUGGACACUGUGUUUUUCUAUCUCGUCCCCGCUCUCAUCUCACUCACUCUCUACUCUGUCACAGGAUAUCGACUCAUGGGUGCCAGUCGCAACAGAAAGCUACGCAACAGAAACCUGACAAUUGCCCUGAUUUUUUCAACUGUGUUCUGGAUUAUCUGCUGGGCGCCACAGAGCUACUACUACCUGUACUCUACGUAUGCGAUUGGAGAGAAAGACUUCGGCUGGAAAAUAUACAAGCAGGAUCUGGGUUUCUUCGUUCUGGAGGAAAUGAAAACUAGCUUGGUCAUGUCACACGCUUACGUCAGCCCUCUUCUGAUUCUUUUCAUAUCUCGCAAAUUUCAGGAACCGUUCCGACGUUGGUGGCACAAAUAUGUAGCCAGUAAGAUCUGGGGAGCCGAGAAAACGUACAUUGGUCCCAUGCCUUCGACAUCUGCCGGAAGCACUAAUGGAACAUCCGCCGAUACAGAAAUCAAGAAAAACUAA